This is a messenger RNA of Miniopterus natalensis, 1523 nucleotides long. Its product is annotated as serine protease 27-like. Gene Ontology annotation, molecular function: serine-type endopeptidase activity. Lineage: Eukaryota; Metazoa; Chordata; Mammalia; Chiroptera; Miniopteridae. Gene Ontology annotation, biological process: proteolysis. The record is from RefSeq and is a predicted model, not a curated record.
CUGACUCGCCCCCAUGGGCCUCACAAUGCAGAUGCACAAGUGGGCCAUUGAGGCAUGAAGCAUGGAGAUGGGGGCAGGAAAAAGAGACAGGAAAGAAUCUGAAGACCAUUCUGCUGUAACAAUAAGAGACUCCCUCGGGGUCACCCACCCUGCGUGGCACCUUCCCAACACCCACUGGGCUUCUAGGAGCCCCUGUUUGUCAGGACAUGGGAUCAGAUAUAUCUCAUGAUGUCACCAUUUCACAAGUGAGGGGUGUGAGCCCAUGGGGGCAGGGCCCUUUCCCAAAGCUGGGAAGGGUAUGCCUGUGUCAGAGGCUGACCUGAUGCCCAGGCCUCUGACUUGCCCAAGGUCCCUGAGCAGGUCAGGGACAGGGAGGGCCCAGAGUUGAACAGAAAGUAGAAGCUGGAAUGUGGGGUUGGGGUAGAUAAUCAGCUGAUGGAACCGACCCCCGUUGAGCGCUGCCCUGGCUGUGUUCCCCUAGUUUGCGGGCGCCCAAGGAUGCUGAACCGGAUGGUGGGUGGGCAGGAUGCCUUGGAGGGCGAGUGGCCAUGGCAGGUCAGCAUCCAGCGAAAUGGAAGCCACUUCUGCGGGGGCAGCCUCAUCACAGAGCGGUGGGUCCUCACUGCGGCUCACUGCUUCUCCAACACCUCUGAAACAUCCCUGUACCAGGUCCUGCUGGGGGCGCGGCAGUUGGUGAACCCAGGGCCACAUGCCAUGUAUGCACGGGUGAAACGGGUGAAAAGCAACCCCCUAUAUCAGGGCAUGGCCUCCAGUGCCGAUGUGGCCUUGGUGGAGUUGGAGGCACCUGUGACCUUCACCAAUUAUAUUCUCCCCGUGUGUGUGCCUGACUCCUCGGUCAUCUUUGAGUCGGGCAUGGAAUGCUGGGUCACCGGCUGGGGCAGCCCCAGUGAACAAGACCGCUUGCCCAACCCUCGGAUCCUGCAGAAACUCGCUGUGCCCAUCAUUGACACGCCCAGGUGUAACCUACUCUACAGCAAAGAUGCCGAGUCGGGCUUUCAGCCGAAAACCAUCAAAGACGACAUGCUGUGCGCCGGCUUUGCUGAGGGCAAGAAGGACGCCUGCAAGGGUGACUCGGGGGGCCCUCUGGUGUGCCUCGUGGGCCAGUUGUGGCUACAGGCUGGGGUGAUCAGCUGGGGUGAAGGUUGUGCCCGCCGGAACCGCCCAGGCGUCUACAUCCGGGUUACCUCCCACUAUAACUGGAUCCAUCAGAUCAUCCCAGAAUUGCAGUUUCAGCAGGCCAGGUCGGGCAGCCAGACGCGGGGCCCCCAGGUCCAGCAGCCCCGCAAUCAGAGCUCUGCACCCUGCCUGGUAGCCCACAUCCUCCUCCUGGUCCUAGCAGCCCUGCUCACCUCCUUCUGAGCCCUGCUCUUGCAGGCGGACGAGCACAGCCCUGGAACCCACGUGUACAUUUGUAAAUAGCUCUCUGAUUCUCUCUUCUCUCAAAUGUCCAGUUAUUUUUAUUUAUGUUCACCCUCCAAUAAAACCCUAACCUCAGUACCAGC